This is a messenger RNA of Chelmon rostratus (copperband butterflyfish), 2621 nucleotides long. It is a transcript of the gene bcl2l13, whose product is annotated as BCL2 like 13. Gene Ontology annotation, biological process: apoptotic process; regulation of apoptotic process. Gene Ontology annotation, cellular component: mitochondrion. The transcript has 7 exons. NCBI's taxonomy places the organism in Eukaryota, Metazoa, Chordata, Actinopteri, Chaetodontiformes, Chaetodontidae. Bases 201 to 1823 code for a protein of 540 amino acids. The record is from RefSeq and is a predicted model, not a curated record.
UUUACAUUUCCAUUAAACAUUUACAGGCUCGAAAGAAGAACGUUUCACGCUCUUCCGUCCACCACGUGCGUUGUGUAAAUUGGGGAAGUUGACAUGUCCACCUGGCACAGUGCGCGUACGACUCUGUCCUGACAUGCGUGAGACGUCCAGCUUUGACUGUAAGAACUUAUGUGCCUGAGAGUCUGACACAGGUCUGUUCAAUGGCUACCUCAGGCUCCACCUCUUCUGCCUCCAUCACUACCACUGUGCCUGAGGAUUUCCAUUAUGAAACCAAGUACAUUGUGCUCAACUACUUGGGAAUGCUGCCUGCUAGUAGGUCACAGGUGCUGACCACAGCUCCAGGAGAUGCCCAGAAUGAGAGAGAGAGGACCACAAUGAUAAAAAGGCAGAUAGAGGAAGAGCUGAGACAACUGGAAGAUGAAAUCGCUGCCUCCUUUUCCACUACAGGCUUCGACCGGCACACGUCGCUGGUGUUUAAUCCGGCCAACCCAGACGCCUCUAUUGAAGACUGCCUUGCUGCAGUGGGAGACCGGGUGGCCAGAGAGCUGGACGCACACCUGACAGCAGCCGUACACACUCUCCUCGCAGGGCCUCUGGAUUACCAGAGAUUCAGAGACAUAACACUGGAUCUCUCAACUCACACGCAAGGAGGCUGGAACAAGGUGUUAGUACCUUUGGUGCUGCUUCAGGCUUUACAAAGCGAGGGUCAGUCACUGACAACUCUGUUGCAUCUGGGCGUACGCUUCCUAGAGGAGGAUGAAGCUGGCUACAUCGUCCAGCAGGGGGGAUGGAGUGAAGUAUUCAGACUUGAAUCAGAGGAGGAACGCGGUGUGACCAUUGCUGAAGACAGCAACGACAUUUACAUCCUUUCAGGGGAGCAGCAUCCUGACCAGCUCAGCCCCCCCUCCUCGUUGCUCUGCACUGGAGACAACAGCAGUGAGCAGAGCUCUUGGCAGACAGAAAGCUUACCCGUGUCUCUGGCUGGCCACGAGUCUUGGGCACAAGUUGGUGUGAUGGACCCUGAAGACGUGAAGAGUCUGGACAGCAAUGAGGGUGUGGCUCUGGCCGAGGAGCGCAGCGAGAACAACUCCUCAAACUCAGACAUUGUCCACGUUGAACGCGAGGAAGCUGAGCUGCUCGAGGAAGGCGGUGAAGUCGGAGCGAUAGAAGAAAGCAUGAUGAGUGUUUUAGGCACAGAGAGCGAGCUGGCUGAGCUCAGGGAAGAAUUUAGGGACCAGACUCCACCUGUUCCAGUGUCAGCUGAGGCAGGCUCCACAGCCUCCCUGCUUUCAUUAGAGGAACCAGUCGUUAUAGAGACGCCUACAGUCUUGUCGGCAGAGCCUUCCCUCAUCUCCUCAGAACCUGAGCUGCUUCCCCCGGGCCUAGAAGCUGAUGCACACCCUCCCUCUGAGCCAGAACCUCCAGCACCUUUAUUUGUUCCUGCAGUAGAACCAGAGCCUGAGCCAGAACCGGCUGCCACCCCUGCCCCAGUGCCUGCUGAGGUGGUACCCCCAUCUCUGGCCAAGGAAGCCCCUGCAGCACCAGCAGAGCCUGAAGCCACCUCAGAACCAGCUCCUGAACCAGAGCAGGAGCCGGAGCCUGUCGCAGUGCCUCCCCAGCCAGAACCCGAGACUGUGGCAGAGCCGGAGGCCCCGCUGUUUGCACCCCCUGCCCCGGAGGCCCCUGUAGAAGCGCCAGCUGAGGAGCCCCUGGUGCAGCAGGAGCCAGCAUCGGAGCUCCCAGUGCUGCUAUAUGGAGGUGCUGCACUGGUGGUCCUUGCUGCUGUGAUGGCAUACGGUGCCAUAAGCUACAGGAGGAAGUAGACAGUAUCUCUGGCAGGGAAGGAGAAUAAAAAGUACAAGCUGUUAUGGUAGAAAGAAUUGUAUUAGUACACAGGGACAGGGACUUGCCUUACAAAUUGUUUUGGAUUUAUCAAACGAGGCUGCAUUUUUUUAAAAAUCUGCUAUGUUUUUGGAGGCUACAAAUCUGUGACAACGCCCCCCAGCAAACAAAAAUCUCACGCCAUCCACAACCUUACAGCUGGGAGUCCUGGCUGCUUCAUCACACCAGGUGCAAACACAGAAAGGGGAAAUGUUGUGAUGUUUUCCUUCUCUUUUAGUCCUUCUGGGCAGUUUUGUGUUAAAGUUCUUAAGACUCCAGCCCUGCAUCUCUUAUAUUGGAAAGUCUGUGGACUUUUAACCCUCCUCUGCUAGUUUUUGUUUCUUUUGUGUCUGUGGCUCACCGUUAGGAUUGUUUUGUGCCGUUUGCGUCAGUAUGCUUGCAUGGAAAAAAUCACUGACAACACUCCCUUAGUAAAUCUCAAAGCCCACAUUUACUGUUGCUGUGUGACUAAAAGUAUUCUAGCGCUCUUUUUUGCAUUUUUUUUCCCCCUCUGUGAUGAGUCAGUCCGAUACUUUCUCUGAUAAACAAACCAAAUGUGUUAUCUGUAAGUGAAACCAAUAAUUUGAUUUUUAUGUCAGUGUGAAACUACUGCUGACACAGAACAGGCAUAUUUGGUUGAUGUUCCAUCUUUCUGUAUUGCACAAGAGAUUUGUAUCACUUCACAUGCAGCGUGUGUGUGUUUUCGUGUAUUGAAACAUUAAAGAUUUUGCCCAAGAAUG